Carica papaya (papaya) is the source of this 733-nucleotide messenger RNA. Lineage: Eukaryota; Viridiplantae; Streptophyta; Magnoliopsida; Brassicales; Caricaceae. The record is from RefSeq and is a predicted model, not a curated record.
AUGUUAGUGUCAAAAAAUGGAAAGAAAAAAGAAGGGUAUCAUAUGGUGGUACGUGACCCUCGUUUUGAAACUUUAUGUGGAAAACUCGAUGUUACGGGGUUUCGGAAGAGAUAUGACUUUCUUUUUGAAAACAAUCUUCCUGCUGAAAGAGAGGAGCUAAAGAAGAGAUUAAAGAAAAUAAAUCACCCAGAAGAGAUCAACAAUUUGAAGCAUCGUAUAACUUGGAUUGAUAAGCAGUUGAAAUUUGAAUCAAGAAAGCAUACUGAUAUAGCAAUAUUAGCAGAGCACAAGAAGAAAGAGAGAGAAGCAGUGAAGCAUGGGAAACGACCUUAUUAUCUUAAAAAAUCGGAAAUCCGGAAGCAAAGGCUUAUUGAGAAGUAUAACAGUCUCAAGGCAUCUGGAAAGCUCGAAUCCUUCAUUGAGAAAAGAAGAAGGAAGAAUGCUUCAAAAGAUCACAGGUACAUGCCAUAUCGUCGGUCUGGUGAUAGUGAGCAACAGAACUGAUCUUUCCACAAGCUAUUAGUUGUUUAGGACCUGUAUGGUACUUCCAUCAGUGUUUUCCCUAUCAUAAAAUUGAGCUCGUAAACUAUUUUAAGUGAAAUUAAGAUAAUAUGAUUCCAGUUGAAAUUGGGUUAGAGCUCAAUUUUUAACAUUUUGUAACAAGUAUCCACUCUUUCCAAGUAACUGUAGAGUUUUUAAAUGGUUUUCACCAGCAGUAUCCAUUUGUUCCAAA